AUGCUACACCGCUCCGCCCUGGAAGAUGAACCGAGAUCGUUCCACCCUAGACGUCCCUCGGGAUCUCUCAUGGAGCCCCCGUCGACCGCGCCGCCCAAUCGCCCGGCUUCUCGGUCCUCCCGCCCAGCAUCUCGCAAUCGAAUGGGGAAGGCCUCCGGAGCCAUUACUCCAACAGGACUAGGUGUGGUGACGGAAAAUGCCCCAGGUCUCGCUGCAGAUGGCUCGUGGGGCAGUAGCCCCAUUAAAGAAGGCCUGGGAAGUGUAAACCGCUGGUCGCAGUCCACCGCAUCGAGCAAAGGUCUACCGGACUAUACGGGCCAUCGCAGAGGGAGUUCCAAGAUGUCCCUGACGGGACAUAGUCCACAGCGGGGACCUGCGUUGGGGGAGCUGCCCGAGCUGAGCCUGCCGGAUCUGAGAGCAUCGGAUAUGUUUCCCCCCGACUCGAACUCCCACCUCGAUCUUUCGUUUACGGCCUCGAGUCACCUGUUUAAUAACUCUUCGCCAAAUGAACAAUAUAAUUCCAGAAAUGAGCCGUCCUAUACUCAGGGCCACGUGGCUCGGCCCAGUGAAGGAGCCGUCUCGUUGGCGGACGGGGAAGGGGAGGCAGAUGGCAGACAGCAUGGCCAGACCCAGAAAGCAAUGCUGUCCAAAGCUCUGCAGAAGGCGAACACAGCUGUUCUUUUAGAUAAUGCAGCCAACUUCGAAGGUGCCAUGGAAGCCUAUACAGAUGCAUGUCAGCUGCUGCAACUAGUGAUGCUCCGUAGCAAUGGCGGAGACGAAGAAAAACUUAAACUCCAGGAAAUUCGCGAUACCUAUAUAAUACGAAUCACAGAACUUCAGCGCAUGGACUUGCCUCUACCGGAUAGCGAAGACAAGGCUCUUCCAGAUCGCCCUUUGAGCCAGGAAUCAUACGGCGAAUUAUUCCAAACUUCAGUAAUGGAUGAUGCUCGUAUCCAGAGCCAACAUAGCUCUAACCACUCAAGCCUUGGCUUCGAUGCGUCUAUAGAAGAUGCCAAAGCAUUUCCUUCCGAGUCACCUCCUCCUCCUCGCCGCCAAUCUUUGAGGCCAGGCGUAUUUGAUGAUCAACUACGGUCUUUGGCCAUGCCUAAGAAUCCACAGUCUGAUCGAUCUACUCCUGCGAGCUCAGGUGGUAGUGUUGCUUACCAUCAACAAUAUCUGGAACCCUCUUUGCAGGAAACUAAUGAAUCAACCUCGUGGCUGGACACAAUUGACGAGUCCGGCGCAUCCUCACCGUCAUCCGCGAACUCGAAGGCGUCCUCUGUCUAUCUACGACGGCGCACAAGUCGACGCAUAAGCACUGACACUGAAGCCGAGUUCGAUGCCGCCCUCGAUGCAGCGGUGGAGGCUGCAUACGAUGAAGGUUUGGAGCCGGUCAUGGAGUACCGCGAGGAAGAAAGUGAUGACAUCGUGGCAAAUGCGCGCAGAAAUAUUGAGCUGGCUAAGCAGCGGGUCCGCGAAGCGGAGCUCGAGGCCGAGGUUGCCAUGAACCGUGGCCGAGAGAUACGUCGUAUUCAGGAACAAAACAUACUCGAGGAUCCGGUGGUACGAAAUUCCUACCUCGAUGAGGAAGCGGAGGAAGAAGAGCGACUCUUAGAAGAAAUGACCAAGGGCUAUGUCAUGGAUGAUUUCGAGUUUGGUGUUCAGUCCAAGUCGGCGCUCCCUCGAGAAUCUGACUCCAGCAAUUUGUCUGGAAGAACUUGGGAGAGCUCAGCCGCGUCUAACAUCACGGGCACCGGGGUUACCUUGUCUACCCUCGCAGAGGACGACGAUAUCCUACCCCCUGAGCAGAGACCAGAGCAAACCCCUCUCCCAUCUUCUCCUCCGUCUGUCGCUUUGCCUCCAAUCCCCUCUGAUUUCCCUAGUUUACCGCAACGGGCUUCUCUAUCCCAGCCUCCCCCUCCUCCCGCAAUGGGACCACCUCCAGUCCCAGGUGUCCGAGCGCGGCGCUUGUCGGGACAGAAUUCAGGCGAACUGAAGAUCGAAACCAAUGCACGAUCUCGUACCGACUCCAGUGCCUCUGAUCUCGAAUCCUUUUCAACUCCUCUCGCAAAUCGCCUCCCACCGCCGCCACUUCCCAAAGAUGAACCACCGUCAGACCAUUUCAAAGCUCUCGCGCCAGGUUUUCGAGCCAACCUUUACCCUUCAAAGCGCAACCCUUCAAUCGGGUCCAUCACAGACCAUACCAGUCUCGCCAAGGCCCGCACUCAUGAAGAUGACGAGGCUGGGGUUCCUCCUUUACCUGCCUCGGGGCGGCCCAUGGGCAAAAUACCGUCUGCCCCAGAUGGCCUGGAUAAGUCUGCUUCAAAAGCAUUUCGAUCUCGCAAUGUGUCCGUUCCCAACCCCGAGACAGCACCCGGCUCUCCCACAACCCCGUGGAGUGGUUCGUUCCCAACAUUGGAUACCCAGAAGGCCGUCAUGAGCGGCAGUGUUCCUGUAAUGCCAACCCCAACUGCGACAUACUUCACACAAAACGGAUUGCCUACCGGGGGUCUCAAUCUCUUUGACUGCAACAUUCAUUCUCCCACCGCCUUGGGUUGUCCAAACCCUCUUGUAGCCAAUGCACCCCUUCCUCUCGAGCCGUGUCCAGAAUCCUUUCUUCUUCGUCCCUUCUGGCUGAUGCGGUGUCUGUAUCAAUCACUCGCCCACCCCCACGGUGGCUACUUGUCCGCAAAGCUCUUCAUCCCUCGUGAUGCCUGGCGUGUGAAGAAUGUCAAGAUCAAGGCCGUGGAAGACAAGGUGUCUAACUGUGAUCUCCUGACCGCGGCGCUGUUGAAACUAGCCCAGGUAGAUACCUACGAUGCCGAUGCCGUGUUGGAAGAAAUGCAAGCGCUUGAGGGUAUUCUUGAUCAGGUCCAAGCCACACUGUCUAAGAAGCUGGGUCAUGAUGUCGGGAUCCAGACGUCGAUGCCGCUUUUCAGGCCAAAUGCGACAGCAGAGGAUCCCGCCCAUCCUGACCCUCCCCCUUCCAGGACUUCGGGCACAUCGAACAAGUCAUACCUCCCGACUUGGAAACGGCUACGGGCUAAGACCUCCGGGAUCAGUACAACCGCGUCUGCUCCCCAGAACGUCAAGGAAAGCAACAAGGAUAAUCUGACGCUCAACUCUCUUCCCAUGACGUCGGCACCCACCACUCAUACAAAGCGCAACGUCACUCAGCUAGAGUUCUCGGGGCCGAAUGCCAACUACAUGGGAGCUUUAGCGCGUCUUUUCGAUGCUGCUCAAGUCAUAGAUCAAAUCGCCCAGCAAGUUGAGGAUCCCGGACUCAAACAUUCAUCAUCAACCCACGUCGGUCUGGAACUCAGCACACGCCAUGCGGCUGAGUUUUUUGGCUUCUAUGUGUGCCGCUUUGCACUGGCUGAUGUGGGCAUGAUGCUUGAUAAGUUCAUCAAGCGGGGCAGUGAAUGGGUCUUGGCCUAA
Molecule: messenger RNA, 3438 nt
Organism: Penicillium longicatenatum
Lineage: Eukaryota; Fungi; Ascomycota; Eurotiomycetes; Eurotiales; Aspergillaceae
Exons: 3
Coding region: 1-3438 (1145 amino acids)
Source: RefSeq, a predicted model, not a curated record